ACCAAGCAGAAAAUGGCCGCCAUUAUAUUAGAAGUAGUUGAUUCAACGUUUUACUAGUAUAUUCACAUUGUAAACUUGUAUUUUUUGAUUUAAAACUAAAAUAAUGGGAUCCUCAAAGAAGCACAAAGAUAAGGACAAGGAAAGAGAUCGGGACAGGAAACGUGAUAAAGACAGAAGGCAUAGAAAAAGAUCUCGAUCAAGAGACCGCGAUGAAGACAGGAAAGAUAGAAGAGAAUACCGAGAAAGUGACAGCGAUAAAAAGAAAAAAACAGUAGAUGAUCAGGACGACUUGUUUGAGUACGCCUUAGAAGAAGCGAAAAAGAGAAACAGGACGGCAUGAGGAAAGUGCUAGUGGUGGCGGUGAUUCGUUAAGUAUCGAAGAAACAAAUAAACUCAGAGCAAAACUUGGCUUGAAACCACUUAAAGUUGAUGAUGGUGAAGAAAAAACAGAAGAAAAAAAGACUGCACUGUUGGACGAUGUUCAUGUUCCUGCAAAGAAUAUGGGUGAAACAGAAAUUCAAGAAAAGAUGAGACGAAAGCUAGAAGAAAUCAGAGAAAAAAGAAAAAUACAUCAGAAACUUGUUAAAGUUAAGACCCUUGGAGAAGAAGACAGUGAUGAUGAAAGUGCUUCAGCAUGGGUGAAGAAGAAUAGAAAGAACCAGAAAGAGAAAGAAAUGGCAGAGAAAMGGGCAAGAAUGUUGGAAGAAAUGGAUGCUGAAUUUGGAGUUGGUGAUCUUAUAAAUGAAGAAUUUGGUUCAAUGAAACGAAAGUCAUACACAUCAAGRGACCUUAAAGGACUCACAGUGGAACAUGAUCAAACAGGUUUCAAGGAAGGAACWACAACGAUAUUGACCCUGAAAGACCAAGGAAUUCUUGAUGAUGAAGGYGAUACAUUACACAAUGUUAAUAUGGGUGAUUUUGAAAAGGCUAAAAAGAAUCAAGACCUAAGAAAAAAGAAGUCAUCUUACCAACCUUAUGAUGAAGUUGAUGAAAAUGACAUGUUUAAAGUUAAAGGAGUCCUUGAUAAAUACGAUGAAGAGAUUGAAGGAGAGAAGAAAAAAGUAUUUGCUCUUGGUUCUGGUGGACAGUUUGACACUAGUAGAGAAGAUGACUUAGAAAAGAUAAAAGCAAGACUAAGAAAUGAAAUGGUUUCUUUAGAGAUGGCCCAACCAAGACUAGCCUCAGAGUACUAUACAGAAGAAGAAAUGCUUAAAUUCAAAAAACCUAAAAAGAAAAGAAAAAUUAGAAAAAGAGAAGUCCUCAAGGCAGAUGCUUUGGAGUCCAUUUCUGGGUCAUACUUGGCAAGCGGUGAUCAUGGAUCAAGGAAUACAAAAUCAAAGCCAAAGGCUGAACAACAACAAACCAAUUUUGGUGAAGAGGCCAUGGACAUUGCUCCUCUAGAACAAGAUGAUGAAGAAUAUUAUUACAAUCAGGACACACAAGACAACAACCUCAUUUUAGAGGAUGAUGAAGCUCAACUUGAACUUGAGGUUGCACUUCAAAGGUCAAGACUGGCAAAAAAGAAAAAAGAAAAAGUUGGUGUAGAGAAAAUGGUCCAAGAUCUCGCUGCUGCAACAAAGCAAGAACAGUCUACAAAUAAAGAUGAAGCUUCAAUUGUUAUCGACUCCACAUCUGAGUUUUGUCGAGCUCUUGGUGACAUCCCUACAUAUGGAGCAGCUGGAAAUCGAGAAGAAGAAGAGGAAGAAGACGAUGCAGAUUGGCGAAUGGAUUUAGACCAACCCCAGAAAGAUGCUCAAGGUGGCUGGGAGCUGGUUCAAACACAAGAAGAAAAGAAAAAAGUGGAUGCCGAUAAACUGGAGGAAGAAAGCCGUGUUCUUGAUGAAGAACCCAUCGUUGGAUCAGGMAUGGCUGCGGCGUUAUUACUGGCUUCUAAGAAAGGUCUUUUAAAUGCACCUGGAAAGCAGAAACGAGAAGAGAAGUUUGUAGCAGAACUACCAUCAGUGGGUGUUAUCGAUGAAGAAAAGAUGAGUGGUGAAGGUAAAGAUAGAAGUCGGUCAGGAAGGGAUCGUGAUUAUGAACGAAACAAAGACAGAUAUGGAGUUGAAAAAGAAGGUUACAUCCCCAAAGUUAAACUGGAUUACGUAGACGAACAUGGCCGGCAAAUGACUCCCAAAGAGGCAUUCCGAUACUUAUCUCAUCGUUUCCAUGGUAAAAUGCCAGCAAAAAUGAAAACAGAGAAAAGAGCCAAGAAAGUUCACGAAGAUAUCGCCAUGCAGAAGAUGAGUUCAGUCGACACACCACUAAAUACUGCCGCCUUACUCAAAGACAAACAGAAAGAAUCACAAUCACCGUACUUGAUUCUUAGUGGUGGUGGAAAUACUUUCUCAUCAGGGACAACACUUAUCUCAAAGAAAAAGUAACUUAACCAUUCCUAAUAUCGUAGUGAAUGCAUAAAACGUUCUGAAUCCUUCGUCAUAUUCACUGAGGACAUAACACUAGCUGCUGUAAAUGAACCAUUAGUUAUAUAAAAUUCACAAGGGCMCACCAUAUAACCGCCAUCAAGGAUUGUAGCAAUAGGGUCUUGCUUUAGUACUAAAAUCAUGAUCUCACAUGGACAAAUGGAGAUACGAUAAAUUCAGUUACGAGACCAAGACUUUGGAUCGUAGAUAACCUUGGAAAGCUCGCUUUAACUGUUAGGAUGUUAGAGAGUGAAGAAACCCGGUAACAUUCUGUAGUUGAAUAGAUUUAUAUGUGCCUUUGUUUUCUCUUUAGUUCUCUUUUACAAUCAUAGUAUCCAGUGGUUCUGUAGUUGGCAUGCCCGCUUGUAUGUAGCGAAGACAAAGACGUUAUAGUGCAAUAAACAAAAUUAAAUUAUCAAAUUCAUAGCCAAA
Molecule: messenger RNA, 2852 nt
Organism: Exaiptasia diaphana
Lineage: Eukaryota; Metazoa; Cnidaria; Anthozoa; Actiniaria; Aiptasiidae
Product: U4/U6.U5 tri-snRNP-associated protein 1
Biological process (GO): mRNA cis splicing, via spliceosome; maturation of 5S rRNA
Cellular component (GO): U4/U6 x U5 tri-snRNP complex
Source: RefSeq, a predicted model, not a curated record